AUGAGAAGUUUAGUGCUUGUGUGUCUUUUGUGCUUAGCCUGGACUGGCUUUGGGUUGAGACAGGAUAGUGACUGGCAGAGUGGAGGAUUGAGUGUGGAAGCAGGAGAGGAAGACAUAUCGAAAGAGCGUGAAAUACUUGUAUUCACAGACAUCCAUAUCGAUUAUGUGUACAACUUAGCCGAAGAUACAUUAAAAUCUAACAGUGUUCUCAAAGGAAGGUUCGGGUAUCCAGACUGCAACAAAGAUCCUGAAGCCCAAAGCAUUUACAUCGGAGAUUAUGGUUGAAAUCCCACAGAGAAAUUGGCAGAAAUGCUCAUCCACCAAAUGAUCAGAGAGGCUAAGAAAAGAGACGUCUCUGCUGUCUUGUUUUUGGGCGAUAUGACCCCUCACUUGACUACUCUUCAUACAAAUAUGGAUGUUAGUAGCACUGACAAACUUGAGUGCUAUAGGAAUUUGAAGAGAUUCUUACAUGAUGUGACUGCUAAAUAUCUUAGAAAUUUUAAGAAUAAAUCAGGCCAGAGAGUCCCUGUUUAUAUGAACUUCGGCAACCAUGACGUCUUGAUUAAUUACGAAACCCCAGAUUCACAGAGUUUUAUCGAGAAUGGGUUCUAUGAAUUUAUAGAUGAUCUUUAUCUUAGAUCUGAGGACGGCUUAAGUAUGGGAAAAUUUGACAAAGAUAGAAGUUUAUUUGAGUCAAUAGGGUGCUAUAUUGCCAAAGAUAUCUUGAAUAUCAGCAAAGAUUCAAAGGAAUAUUUAUCCCUCAUGAGCUUGAACAGCUUAUACUUCUCAGCUAAAGGAGAGACUUCCAAGUCAAACGAGGCUGAGUUUGUCUUUAGAUGGAUUGAAGAUGUUCUGAGUAAUUCGCCUCAUAAGGAAAAGUUCAUAAUCACAUUUCACAUUCCUGCAGGAGUUAUUGUCCAUCACUCAGCCACUUUUGAAUGGAAGGAUGAAUGUAAUGAGAGACUUAAAGGAAUAUUCCAAAAGUAUUCUGAUAAAAUAGUGAUGACUCUUUCAGGCCAUUUGCAUUACUUUAAGUCAAACUUGCCAUUAUAUUUUUCAGAUAAGACAAAGGAACAAGUUUUGAGCUUUAAUUUCGGGGCAAUGUCUCCUGUCUUGAAGAACAAUCCUCUUUAUUAUUUCGUUAAGUUUGGAUAUGAAGCAAACAAAGUUACUUUGAAUGAUAUUUUAGUGGAAGAAUUUGACCUUCAUGAGCUGAUGACAAGAGAAAGAAGUUACCUCUAUGAUAUCCUGGGAGACCUUGGGAAAGUUCCUGAGUCAGGGACUCCAAUAACUAAAGAAGUAUGGACUGAUUUCCUCUCAAAAGCUAUGAAUGUUUUCCUUGGAGAAUGAGCCACCACACCUUGUGAUCAUCAAUGGUUGCUCAAAUAUAUCCUAUUCACUGUAGGAUUUGACUUAGACGCAGACAAGGUUGCAGACAUCCCUCCUGUUCUAAACAGAUGGAACUUUACUAUGGAUGACCUUUACCAAGACAUGGGCUACAAUACAGCUCUGUAUUGCUCUUAUACCACCUUGGUCAAGGAGGACUUUAAGAAAUGCGCUGGCAAAAAUGAAUAAAAACAGUUAAAAAUA
This is a messenger RNA of Moneuplotes crassus, 1590 nucleotides long. Lineage: Eukaryota; Ciliophora; Spirotrichea; Euplotida; Euplotidae. The record is from the annotation of a GenBank genome assembly.